Messenger RNA from Linum tenue, 2411 nucleotides. The record is from the annotation of a GenBank genome assembly. NCBI's taxonomy places the organism in Eukaryota, Viridiplantae, Streptophyta, Magnoliopsida, Malpighiales, Linaceae.
CCCAUUUGUAGCUCUGUCUGGCUCUGCCCCUGACAACGUAAGGCCUAAACUUUGCCCCGCCCGGAACUCGAUAAUUUUUCCUAUCCCCAAAAAAAUCCCCAAAUUGUUGGAAAUUUCUUUUUCCUGUUAAAAAAUUUGAAAAAAAAGGAAACCAUUCAGCGGCCUCCGCCUUCAAAAAAUUUCAACUCCGACGACGACCACGGCAGGUCGCACAGGUUUCAAUUCUCUCGUCUUCCCCCCGGAGAAGAACUCGUCGGCACCACAUCCAAAGCUGCCGCGGAAGGGGAGGACCUUGAAAACCCUCUAACUCGACCUUCUUUCUUUUUGGUCGGAGAAAUGAGCAGUCAGGCCAUCCCUCCGCCUCCUCGGCGGAGCAGCGUGAGCCAUAAACGAGGUCUGUCGGCCUCUUCCAGGAAAUCCUCCGUCGCCGUCUCCGAAAAUGGCAGCGCCAAUGGAACCUCCUCCAAGCCUAGCUCUCCUUCGUCUGCUGGCGGGGAGAGGACUGUGAAGAAAUUGAGGCUCUCAAAAGCUCUUACCAUACCUGAAGGCACCACCGUCUCCGAUGCCUGUCGAAGGAUGGCGUCCCGCCGCGUCACCGCCGUUUUGCUAACCGAUGCAAAUGCAUUGCUUUCUGGAAUCGUGACUGACAAGGAUAUCGCUGCUAGAGUAAUAGCCGAGGGAUUGAGACCAGAGCAGACGAUUGUGUCAAAGAUUAUGACGAGGAAUCCGAUUUUCGUUGCAUCCGACGCAUUAGCCAUUGAAGCUCUUCAGAAGAUGAUUCAGGGCAAGUUCAGGCACCUUCCAGUUGUGGAGAAUGGUGAAGUUAUUGCUUUACUAGAUAUUACAAGGUGUCUCUAUGAUGCUAUAUCUAGAUUGGAAAAGGCAGCUGAGCAGGGAACUGCAAUCGCUGCAGCCGUUGAAGAACGACAGUGGGGAAACAAUGCUCCUGCUCCAACAUUCAUAGAAACUCUGAAGGAAAAAUUGUUCAAGCCAUCCUUAUCAACGAUUAUUGGUGACCAGAACAGGGUUGCAAUAGCGGCACCAUCGGAUCCUGUCUCUGUUGCUGCCAAAAAGAUGAGAGAUUUGAAGGUUAACUCGGCUAUUGUGGCGACUGGGAAUAAAAUUAUAGGGAUACUAACCUCAAAGGAUAUUCUCAUGCGGGUAGUUGCUCAGAAUCUUUCUCCUGAGCUAACUUUGGCUGAAAAGGUGAUGACCCCAAAUCCUGAAUGUGCUACAUUGGAGACUUCAAUCCUUGAUGCAUUGCAUAUCAUGCAUGAUGGAAAAUUCUUACAUCUUCCUGUUGUCGAUAAAGAUGGAGUGGUUGCUGCAUGCUUGGAUGUUCUGCAGAUAACUCAUGCUGCAAUUUCUAUGGUUGAAAGCAGCGCUGGAGCUGUAAACGACAUGGCUAGUUCAAUGAUGCAAAAGUUUUGGGAUUCUGCGCUCACUUCGGAUCCACCUGAUGAUUAUGAGACACAUAGUGAAAUGUCUGCUAUGAUGACAUCUGAAGCGGCUGAACUUGGGAAGUCCGACCCAACCCUCGGUCUUGGGAGUUCCUUUGCUUUCAAAUUUGUAGACCUUAAAGGUCACGUUCAUCGAGUAAAUUGUAGUACCGAAAACUUAGCAGAACUUGCAUCUGCUGUCUUGCAAAGAAUUGGUGCAACCGAAGAACAAGAUCACCCUCAUCUUUUGUAUGAAGAUGAUGAAGGUGAUAAGGUUUUGCUUGCUACAGAUUCAGAUUUAAUAGGUGCUGUUGGUCAUGCUAGAUCUGCAGGUUUAAAGGCCUUGAGACUGCAUCUGGAGUUUGCUGAUUCGAGCCAGAAGACUGAACCAGAGUCUGUUACAACGACAGUGGAGACAACAAGUCAAUGGAGAUCUUACCAAUUUGGCCUCUUAGCUGGUGCAGGCGCCUUGGCAGGGAUCGGCGUGGUGGUCUACCUAAAACGAUCUUAGUUGUGAAGAGACCAGUUUCGGAUUACAGAGAAAUGGGAAACUGUCAGGGAGAGAUUUGGAUCGGGAGAGCCUCAGGACAAAACCUGCCGAGGCUGAGAGGCUCAAUUGUACUCUGUAUUAUUGUAUAGCGCCUAUAGGUUUGACAUUGCAUAUAGAAGACUGAGGGAGGAGAACCUCAGCUGUCCCAGGGAGGUGGAAAUACUGAAGAUUAAGGUUAGGUUAACGACGGCGUUGUUAUGGCUGCCAUUGUCGUCUCUUUUGGUCCCAGUUUUGCCGUUGUUACUUGUUAUGGCUGCACUUUGUAUGCUUUGUAUCUUCUUCCUUCCUCACAUCUUAUCUCGUGAAGUGUAUAUCUCAAGGAUUAUCUAAUGAAACGUUCAUUUUUAAGCAGUUUGAUUGCCUAAAAAACUGAUGGGCUAAGGUUCGUGUGUAGAAUGAGAAUUUUAGCCCGACUGUUGAGC